GAGCUCUGUAUCAUUUCUGCUUUGGUAGCCGAGCCGCCCGGAUAUCCUGUGAUUGUCUAUCGCAAUAAUGGCAGAUCUCAACAUUCGCCCAAUAUCGGAUAUCCUUCGUAAGAAAGCCAAAGCAGAAUUAAAUGAAAAUGAAAAUCUUAUCGCCGGUGAAUUGGAAGCCAUUCGCACCUGGAUGAAACAAUCGCAACACAUCCGAGGUAGGACAGACGAUCAAUUUCUGGUGGGUUUUCUACGAGCUUGCAAGCAUAGUAUUCAACGGGUAAAGGAAAAGAUGGACAUUUACUACUCAAUUCGAUCAGUACUACCGGAAGUCAUGGCCAAUAGAGAUCCACUGGAUCCAUUCGUUCGACAGGUUAUCAAAAUGGGUGUAUCUGUACCAUUACCAAAGACAGUGAACUCAGAUGAUCCAAAAAUUAUGCUCAUUCGGGGCAAUGCAUUCAAUGGAGAUGUUUGUGACUUUCCGGAUAUUCUGAAAGUAUUUACAAUGAUAGGCGAUAUUCAGUUUCGAGAUGAUGAUCAAAUGUUGAUCUGUGGUGAAACGGCUAUAGUUGAUCUUGGAAAUUCAUCGAGCGGGCACUUUUUCAACUUCAACUUAUCAUUUUUGAAGAAGGCAGCCAUCCUAAACCAACAAGGAAGUCCUUUGCGGCAGAAAGGCUUCCACUUUAUAAACACUCCUAGAGGAUUUGAUAUCGUGAUAAACGUGUUCAAAGGUCUAAUGACGGAAAAGAAUCGUGAUAAAACGAUAAUUUCCCAUGGAUCCAGUUUGGAAUCGUUACAUAAAUAUUUCCCAAAAUCAAUUCUGCCAGCAGAAUACGGUGGAGAUUUGGGUCCUGUGCAGCAGUUUGUGGACGAUUGGGAACAAAAACUAAUUGACAAUCGAGAAUAUUUGAUCCAAGACCAGAGUCUAGGCGUUGACGAAAGCAAACGCAGAACGACGAAUCCAAUCGCUGAGGAAAAGGAUCUUUUUGGAACGGUCGGCUCAUUCCGAAAGCUAGAGUUAGACUGAUAAGUUUGAAUGCAUUUCAAUUUGCCCUAGAAUUUCAAUGAAGCAUCGUUCCAUUAGAAUAAGAGUUU
Molecule: messenger RNA, 1083 nt
Organism: Ochlerotatus camptorhynchus
Lineage: Eukaryota; Metazoa; Arthropoda; Insecta; Diptera; Culicidae
Product: alpha-tocopherol transfer protein-like
Exons: 4
Coding region: 68-1015 (315 amino acids)
Cellular component (GO): membrane
Molecular function (GO): phosphatidylinositol bisphosphate binding
Source: RefSeq, a predicted model, not a curated record